AUGAAAAUUCCGAAUAAUAUGAAUAAUAAUUAUAGUAAUAAUAACAGCAGUAGUGGUAAUAAUAAUAACAGUAGUAGUGGUAAUAAUAAUAACAGUAGUAGUCGUAAUAACAGCAGUAGCGGCAAUAAUAACAGUAGUGGUAAUAACAGUAUUAGUAGUAUUAAUAAUAGUAGUGGUAAUAUUAUUAGUAAUAAAAGUAGCAGUAAUAUUAAUAGUGGCAAUAAUGAGAAAUAUACAAAUACCAGGAACAAUUCCAGUAGCGUCAUAAACAGUAAUUUGAAUUUGCUUAUAGGUAUAAACAAUAUACCGAAUAAUAUGAGCGCCACACCCAAAAGUGUUAUGAAUAAUAAUAUUAAUAAUAUUCCAAAUAGUAUAAAUGCAUUAACGAGUAAUUUGAAUAAUAUGCACAAGAUGCACAGUAACGUCAAUAAGAUACAAAGCAAUUUAAAUAACAUGCCGAAUAAUAUGAGUAAUAUAGCUAGCAAUAUAAAACAUCCCAUGUCAAAUAGUUUGAACAGCAUGGUAGGUAGUAUUAAUAACAUACCGAGUAGUAUGAACAACAUUCCGAGUAGUAUGAACAACAUGCCGAGUAGUAUGAACAACAUUCCGAGUAGUAUGAACAACAUUCCGAGUAGUAUGAACAACAUGCCGAGUAGUAUGAACAACAUGCCGAGUAGUAUGAACAACAUGCCGAGUAGUAUGAACAACAUGCCGAGUAGUAUGAACAACAUGCCGAGUAGUAUGAACAACAUGCCGAGUAGUAUGAACAACAUGCCGAGUAGUAUGAACAACAUGCCGAGUAGUAUGAACAACAUGCCGAGUAGUAUGAACAACAUGCCGAGUAGUAUGAACAACAUGCCGAGUAGCAUGAACAACAUGCCGAGUAGUAUGAACAACAUGCCGAGUAGCAUAAGCAACAUGUUGAGAACUAGGGGUAAUAUGCCGAGCAGUAUGGGAAAUCUAACCAGUAGUAUAAAUAACAAGCUGGGCAGUAUGAAACAUCCUGUGAGUAAUUCUAACGCAAAAGUAGUAGUAAAUAAUAAUGACAACAUGCCCAACGAAUUGAAUAUGAACAAAAACUUGAAAAUGAACAGCGCAGAUAUAGCUAAUAAUAAUAAUAAUAGUAGUACUAAUAAUAUUAAUAACAGUAAGAAUAAUAUUAACAGUAGCAGUAAUAGGAAUAUGAACCAACUAAUUAACAAGAGUAGCGUCGGAUUAAGAGAAAAUGUAGUGAACAACUUAAAUUAUAAUAAUAAUAGUAUGAAUUACAGUAUGAAGAACAAUAAUGUAGACAUAAAUAAUAAAUUAAAUAAUAAGGAAAAUAGAGGACAGUCACCAGAUAAUAACUCUGAAGGUAUUAUAAAAAAGAGAAAUAAUAAAAUGAUUAUUAACAAUAAUAUGAACAGUAGCAGCCAUUUUAUUGGUUUAGAUCCUGUAAGCACAAAUAGAUUUUUUGUAAAUGAUAUGAAAAAUGUAGAGAAUAAUAUACGUCCAAUAAAUAAUAAAAUUAGUAAUAUGAAAGAAAAUCAAAAUAAUAUGCCUCAUAUUAGGGAAAAAUAUCUAUUAAAUAAAAAUGAGAAAAAUAAUAUGUGCAUUUCGACCAAGAAGUUUAAUAAUAUCAACAAAGCAAAUAAUUCUGGUAUGUUAAAUAGCUCUGGUAUGUCAAAUAAUACUGGUAUGUUAAAUAGCUCUGGUAUGUCAAAUAAUACUGGUAUGUUAAAUAGCUCUGGUAUGUCAAAUAAUACUGGUAUGUUAAAUAGCUCUGGUAUGUCAAAUAAUACUGGUAUAUCAAAUAUCACUAGUAUGUCUAAUAAUAAUGGAAGUAUUAAUAACAACAGUGAGCAUCCUCGAAGUUUAAAAAAUGUAGAUAACUCGUUAAUGUACAAUGCUUAUAAUGUAAAUUCCAUCAAUACUAAAAAUAUAAAUAAAAUGUACAGUUUUAAUAAUAUUAAUAGUAGUAACAAUAAUGGUAUUAACAGUAAUAGUAUUAACAAUAAUAGCGUUAAUAGUAAUAGUACCAGCAAUAUUAGUAAUAAUAAUAUUAGUAAUAACAGCAGUAAUAAUAAUAUUAAUGACACGAAUCAUUUCGGCGUACAACCCAAGAAAGAUAACAAAUUGAGCAGCAAACCAAAGGAUACAGAUUACAAUGGUAAAAAUAAAACUGCUAAUGUACUCAUUAAUGAAGAGGCAAAUUUCAAGCUUUAUGGUGUUAAUAAUAGUGGAAGCAGUAACAACAAUAUUAGCAAUAACAUUAAUAACAGCAAUAUCAGCAAUAACAAUAAUAACAACAAUAUCAAAAAUAUCAGCCAUAAUAAUAAUAUCAUCGGAAAUGAAGCCAAAAAGGCUUUUAUACAAGCGAAUAAUAUGUUUGAUGCUAAAACUUAUAGGAAUAUAGAAAAUUUUAAAAAUAUCAAUGAUGAGAAAAAUGUAAGAUAUAACAAUUUAAGUGAAAUGGACAAUUCAAUUAAAUUUAUUCCUGAAAAUGCAAAUCUUUCUUCGUCCAUGUUUCACAAAAUGAGCGUAAAGAAGCAAAUUAUGAGUAUGAAAAAUGGUGGUGCGUCGAACAGCCAUUUGGCUAAUAACAAAUUAGGGAAUAUCAACUUGAGUGUCAGCAUGUCGAACAGCAGUAUAGCGAAUAACAUCUUGACGAACGGCGGACUGGCAAACAACGUAGACAACGCGGGUGUGUACAAAUUGAGCGUGAACAAUGAUAAGGAAAGCGCGAAAGAUGCAUUUAACCAUAUGAGCCAAACAAAUAUGAUGAAAGAUAUGUUAAAAGAAAAUAACAAGUCGAAACUCUAUGCAAAAAAGUACAAAAAUAGCAAUAAAAUUUUGAAGUCACUUGAUCAGCAAAAUAUAAAAUCGCCCAAAAUACAUAAAAUGGACCGAGCUUAUAUAAAUAAAAAAAUAAAUAUUAACGGUGGAAGUAGUCCGUCCAUGCAUAUAAACCAAAAUAUGACAUAUGAAGAAUUAAAAAAAAAAAAAAAUACUACUGCCCCGUUAGAUAAUAUUGGAAGUAACAGUAUGCCUUAUUUAAGUGGGCAUCCUUCGUUAGAACGGAAUAUCAGCACACCUAACAAUUUCAACAGCGUGAGCUACAUCAACAGUGACAUUAUGCACAGUAAUAUCAACAAUAGCAAUGAUGUAAAUAUUAGUGCAAAAGAUAACAACAUUAACAGUAUUAACAGAAUUAACAACAUAAACGUAAGUAAUAACAAUAAUAACAUCAAGGAUAGGGAAAAAGGUACAUUAAUUUUGUUUGACAAAAAUAUGAAUUCAGAAUUGAAAAAUAGUAUGGAAGUUUUUAAAAGAAGUGGACAAGAAUUCGAGGAAAAAACGAAAAAAAAAAAAAGAAGAGAAAAAAAGGAAGAAAAAAAUAAAGGGAAAAAAUUGGAAGCAUCUAAAAACGAAAGAAUGGCAACAACACCAUUUGAAGAUAAUUACAAAGAGAAAAAGAAAAAUUUCGAUUACAAUAACCAUUUAUUAAAUUUUAAUGAAAAUAAUGAACAAAAUACCUUUACAAGAGCCCCUUUCAGUACGAUACAUACAGGACAUAAUGAUAAUGAAGAUAAUUAUACGAAAGAAAUAAGAAAAAUUUCAAAUUUAAAUUUAAAUAUGAACAUAAAAGAGGAUGACAAUUAUGUAUAUAAUAAAAAGAAAGGUCCACUCGAAAAUUAUGAUAAUAUGAACAAUGAUUUGUCAAAAGUAUUUUUAGAUAAAGAAAAAAAUAUGUACAAAGAAAUUGAUGUUGGUCAUGAAGAUGAUGAUUUAAAAUCUUCAAAAAAAAAAAAAAAAUAUAGCGAAGUUUAUGAAACUUUAUCUAACUAUUCAAACGAGCGUAUGGGAAGUGAUAAAAAGUUGAUAGCUUUAACAAAAUUAUUUGGAAAUGUAAUUGAUGAAGAUGACCACGCUAAUAAUAACGAAAACAAUAGUGUUAGCAAUAAUGUUAGCAAUAAUGUUAACAAUAAUGAUAACAAUAAUGAUAACAAUAAUGAAAGCACUAAGAUAUCAUCACCCUCAUUAAGAAAUCAUCACGUGAGAAGUGUUAAUCGUUUUGAUUUAGAAUAUUAUAAGAGUAUGUCACUAGAUACCUUGUUAAACAAUUUAAAUUUAGAUAAAGAAAUUCUGAACAUAUUAAAGGAUAAAAUAAAUAACAUUAAUAGAAAUAUUAACGUAACUAUACGAUCUUCUCCCAUGGAAAAACAAGUAGAAUGUGUAGAAAAGGAAAAUUUUAAUUUACCAAGUUUAAUUCAUAUGUUUGAUGAAUUUAUUAAUUGGUGUGAAAAUAAUUUAAGUCAAAUUAAGUUACAGUUGUAUAAUGUUGCCUUCUGUUUGUUAUUAGAAAUUUAUAUAUUGUUACUAACCAGCAGUUAUGAUACUUUGGUUCAGUUUAAAAACAAAUAUUUAAAAAAAUUUUCUGCAUAUGAACCAGUAACAAAAUUCUUAUCAAAUUGUGUUAGCUUAAGUCAAAUGUUUGAGAUAUCGCUAAUUCGUUUUAAAGAAAAAGAUGCCAAACAUAUAGUGUACAUGACAAAAUUAGGAAAGAAGUCCCUGCUGCAUUAUUUAAGCGUGUAUGGAGGUGUUUCACUUUACAACUUAAUUACGACAAAAAUAAAAAUAAUACAAGUUGAUGACUCUGAAAGGAAUUUUAAUUUCUUUUAUUCCUUUGUAUCGACCAACUUCGUUUAUAAUAUAAAAUUAAGCUUUCCUGUUCAGUGGAAUUUGCCCCCCAUAUACUCUCUUAAAGACGAAAUUGCAGAGGAUGACAACAGUAAAUUAGUAAAGGAAAAGGAAGAAAAUGCGUAUGUACCAAAUGAAACUAGUGACGCAUACUACUACUAUAAGCACAUAAUAAGGACACAAGUGAGAAAUAGAUUAAAAGUUACAAAAAAUAGAAUGCCCAGUAUGUUAUAUUACUGCCUGAACAAUUGCAACGACAUGACGUGUGCAGAAAUUUCAGGAUUUGAUGGAUCAUUAGUUGCAACAGCUCAUACAAAUAAUAUAAUCAAAUUGUGGAAUAUUAAACAAUCACAAAUAAAUAAAAUAAAAAAUAAAAAAAGAGAUAUGGAAAACAGUAGUAUAGUAGAUCCAAGUGAUAUUAGAAAAUAUGAUCAUUUAAAAGAAAUUAAUACAAUAUCUAUUGAUUUAGAUGAUCAGGAGGAAAAUGAAAUAUCGAAAUUGUAUGGUAAUAUAUUUAAUGUUUCUAGUUUAUGUUUUGGUGAAACAAAUAAAAUUUUAUUAUCAGGUAAUGUAAAUGGAGAUAUAUAUUUAUACAGUACUAUUAGUAAUAAAAAUUAUGUGAAAUAUGUAGGAGGACAUACCCCCAUAUGGUAUCUUGAUACGGCCUUUUUAGGUUAUUUUUUUUGUUCAUGUGAAGAUGAUGGAAAUUUAAGGAUCUACUCAACUAAUAAAACCUACCCCUUUAUUACGUAUAAAUAUAAUUCCACUGCCAACAUUUGUAAAUAUCACUACAAUAGCACGCUUGUAGCUUGCGGAUAUUUCGACAAUUAUGUACAUCUAUAUGACGUAAGGGUAAAUUCGUUCAUCAAGCGGUUUAAGAAUAACUAUCCGAGCAGUCAAGGAGUAACUUCAUUAUGUUUUUCCAAAAACGGGAAAUUACUUUCGUAUGCAGGUGGUUAUACGAAUAAUAUAAAUCUUAUUGACUUGGCAACUGACAAAUAUAUUAACGUGGAAUCAAAGAAUACUAUUGGUACGAAUCAGCUUGAGGAUACCCCAUAUUUUCAUACAACUAAAUCGUUUGAUAGUUAUAUAGAUAAUAAUUUUUUAAACAAAGAAUAUGCAAAAAAAGAAAAUGGCAAAUCGAAAACUAUAAGUAGUAUUGAUUACUAUGAAGACAAAAUUUUAAAUAUGGACUUCAGUUAUGAUAACAAUCUGUUAGUUUCUAUGUCUUCUAACAGUCUCAUUGAUUUUUACAAUUGUUCAAAAGCCUCAAAAGAAACAAAGAGUUCCGUAGAAAACAAAAGGAUAAAAUUAGAAAAGUCCCCCAAAAAAAAUAAUCCAUAUGUUAAGUUAUCAAAGUCGUAUGGAGUUAAUUAUUCAAAUUUAAUAUCAGCAAAAUUUACACCAGAAAACGCUCUUCUCUUAUUUGGAAUUAAUGCUUUAAUAUGA
Molecule: messenger RNA, 6129 nt
Organism: Plasmodium malariae
Lineage: Eukaryota; Apicomplexa; Aconoidasida; Haemosporida; Plasmodiidae
Product: WD repeat-containing protein, putative
Exons: 7
Coding region: 1-6129 (2042 amino acids)
Molecular function (GO): protein binding
Source: RefSeq, a predicted model, not a curated record